AUUAAUUAAGAGCAUUAUCAUUUUGAAAAAAAUUAUAAAAGAAAAAUAAUCAAACUUUCUAUUUUUCAGUAGAACAAAAGUAGAUCAAAAUGUGGACUGUGGUGCAUUUUAUUAAUGAAAAUGCAGUUGAAGCUGUUCCUAGCCAUUGGGUAAAAAAAGAUGUUUGUGGUUGGCCAAAAAACAAUAUAAAAAAACAUAUACAAUCUAGAACAAUGCUAAAUAAGCAUGGUUUUGAUUAUUUUCCUUCGAGAACAUUAAAAAAAGGCAUUGCCAGUUAUUUUGAAGCUAAAUUAAAAGUUAAAAAAGCUGAGGUAACAGAUGAUCUUUCAACUAGUGAUGAAAUUCAGACCAAGAUUAGAAGAAAAAAAGUAUUGGUUCAAGAUCCACCUAUUUUUAAUGAAUUGUUAAACGAAGGUAAUUUAUCAAAAUCUGCUAAUGACUAUGAAUCAUUACACAAUUGUCAAAUUAUGAGUUCUCAAAUUCCAGUUAAAAAAAUAUUAUUGGCCGCAACUUCUUCCAGUCAGGGUAAUCUAUCAAAAUCUGCUAAUGGCUAUGAAACAUUAAACAAUUGUCAAAUGAUAAGUUCACGAAUUCCAGUUAAAAGAAGAUUAUUUGAUACAACUUCUUCUAGUCAGAUUUUUCAGAUGAUUUUUGUGGUUUAAGAAAUAAUAGCCAGAAUGAUAUUCCUGAUUCACCGGAUAUUUUUAACUCGUCAACUAGUUUAAAAGAUUCAUCUAAUACUAAUGGAACUAUGCAAAAGUCAACUGUUCUACAUACAACUGCAUCGCCAUUUAAAGUCACUCCGAUAGAUUCUAACCAAUUUGAAAUCAUUGAAGUAAAUCAACCUAUUAGUAAAAGUUCCAGGAUGCUUGAUUCAGGUAAGAAAUACACAAAAUGUACUUACAUUCCAAACAAAGUUUCAAAAUUAAUUAGUUUCUAAAAUGUUUUUAAAACUUAUUCAAAUUAGUCCAUUAUUCUAUUAUAAAUU
Messenger RNA from Acyrthosiphon pisum (pea aphid), 988 nucleotides. RefSeq lists its product as uncharacterized. The coding region runs from base 90 to 662 and encodes 190 amino acids. The transcript has 6 exons. NCBI's taxonomy places the organism in Eukaryota, Metazoa, Arthropoda, Insecta, Hemiptera, Aphididae. The record is from RefSeq and is a predicted model, not a curated record.